Arabidopsis lyrata subsp. lyrata is the source of this 617-nucleotide messenger RNA. RefSeq names its product protein RALF-like 29. The record is from RefSeq and is a predicted model, not a curated record. The transcript has a single exon. Lineage: Eukaryota; Viridiplantae; Streptophyta; Magnoliopsida; Brassicales; Brassicaceae. The coding region runs from base 212 to 487 and encodes 91 amino acids.
UGUUAAAACCUCAAUAUUGUCAAAUAUUUCAAAAUGUAUAUAUUGAAGAAAAAAAACUGAAACGGAAACUGUAACACCAAUUCGGUUUUUGUAUUUAAUUUGACUUUUGUUUUAAAGCUAGUGAAACUAUAACUUAUCCUCUUGCACUAUAUAUACGAAGUGGCUUUUCCAAUCUCUCCACCAAAUAUAAUUACAUCCAAAUCCUAAAAUUAUGAUAAAAACAAAAGAGGUUACGUUUGUGACAAUUUUGAUUUUAUUAUGCGUGUUUAUAUGUUGCAUUGAUGCGCAAAAAAAAUAUAUUCACUAUCCAAUUAGAAGAGAUUUAGGUAAUGGUUGUGAUCCAAGAUUUCCUACCGCUGCAUGUUAUAAGCGCAUACCAGCGAAUCCGUAUACGCGAGGAUGUAGUAUUGCCAAUAGAUGCCGCCGUUCUACUUUUUCUGUACGAGUAUCAUCUUUGAAAAAGUUUUUGGAAAUACCACCAAUGUAAACACUAUAUUAAUUGUUAAGAAAACAGAGAUGGAUAAAGUUAUUAAUAUUUUAAUUCGUUCCCAUUAAUCUCCCUACCAACUAUUUAUCACAAUUAAUUAUCAAAGAAAUUUCAUUUACAUGGCAAAAAA